Messenger RNA from Fonsecaea multimorphosa CBS 102226, 498 nucleotides. RefSeq lists its product as uncharacterized. The record is from RefSeq and is a predicted model, not a curated record. Bases 1 to 498 code for a protein of 165 amino acids. The transcript has a single exon. Lineage: Eukaryota; Fungi; Ascomycota; Eurotiomycetes; Chaetothyriales; Herpotrichiellaceae.
AUGCGGUCCGGCAGCGAUAGCGACGCGUCUGUCGUGUUUGCCAGUGAAGUGGAUGGCCCCUUUAUGAGUGACAGUUUGACUGAACCAGUUUCUCGUCAGCCAUCGACCAAGGACGGCGUUACCUUUGCAACAGGGUCAAACAACUCGUGCUACGCUCCAACAAACAAUCCAUCGCAGUCUCUAGGACUCCGACACAAUCGAAACGAAGCGACUUGGGACGGGAAAAUGAUGCCGAACAAGGCUGCGACGAACAUUGCCCUCAUAGCGGCUCUACUCCUGCUGUUCUUCGCUGCGCCAACCUUCGCGGUAAGAGGGUACCAGCGACCAAACACCCUCCUCACCGUUCCCCAGCCGACAAUCACCACGACCACCCGUGAUAUCAGCAACAGAAUCGACGAGCAGCCCUCGAGAUGCCGCUGCGAACUUGUGAGACGGACCACGAAUGUCACGCCGCCGCAGUGCGUGGAUUACUGUGUAUGGAGAUGGGCCUGGUACUGA